AUGGCCCCUGGAGACUUUCGUGAAGAUCAAAGUGCCAGUGGCUCAUCCAUAAUCAAACCCAUCACUGGGCAGCUGUGGGACAGGGAAGGCCAUUCGGACAAACCGCUCAUGACCAUCGAGGAGAGGGAGCGCGAGGCCGAGAGAUUGUUUGUUCUAUUCGAAAGACUGAGACAUACUGGGAUGGUAUACGUGGAAAAUUCUGUGGCUGCAGCCAUGCGAUCAGAUAAAGUCGAGAAGCUACCAGAUGACGAUGACAAAGAUAAUGACUGA
Molecule: messenger RNA, 270 nt
Organism: Akanthomyces muscarius
Lineage: Eukaryota; Fungi; Ascomycota; Sordariomycetes; Hypocreales; Cordycipitaceae
Exons: 2
Coding region: 1-270 (89 amino acids)
Source: RefSeq, a predicted model, not a curated record